Molecule: messenger RNA, 2331 nt
Organism: Venustampulla echinocandica
Lineage: Eukaryota; Fungi; Ascomycota; Leotiomycetes; Helotiales; Pleuroascaceae
Exons: 2
Coding region: 1-2331 (776 amino acids)
Biological process (GO): carbohydrate metabolic process
Molecular function (GO): hydrolase activity, acting on carbon-nitrogen (but not peptide) bonds
Source: RefSeq, a predicted model, not a curated record
AUGAAGAUAUAUUUUCUCCCCGCGGCAGUUCUCCUCUGGUGGGCAAAUACAGCACACGCUGCUUGCACUACUAGUCUAUUGGUUGAUGAUUAUUCCAACUAUGCGAACAACCUUAAUUCUUUGGGCCAAUAUACAAGCGACGAUGGGACCACGACCAACCUCAAAGCCAAUGCCGCGAACAAGAUCAUUGCUUUUUCUACUACCUCUUCGAGCUACUUCUAUACGACCUUCAACUGCGAGAAAGCGACGACAGACGGGUACAAUGCAAUUACAGUUCCAAUUAAGGGUCCUUCGGGUGCAAAAUUUACAGUUGAGCUGCAGACCUCAAGUUCUUGUACAGCAACAGCAUAUAAUAGCCACUUCGCAACUUUUACUGGCGUUACUGGAACCAGCAAAUUGUAUACCAUCCCAUUGAGCGCUUUUACGGGAGCAAAUCUGAAUGCUAUACGAGGUUUGGUAUUCGAAUCCUUCAGCAUCAAUGGAGCCUGGGAGAUUGGUCAGAUACAGUUGUCGUGUACAAGUAGUUCGAGCGGCAUGUCCACUGUAACAACAAGCAUUCCUUCUCCGUCAACCACACUGCCUACCAAGCCUAUCACAACCACACCUGGAAACCCGGGGUCCUGCACAAACCUCUUAGUCGAUGACUUUGCUUCCCAAUCCCGGUUGACGUUUCUUUUCUACAACGCCAUGUUGCAAUCAACCUCUGAUGAUGGCACGAUGGCACCUAUCCCUGACAGACCUGAUACCAGUACCUCUGUGAUAGUUGCAAAUAACCAUCUCACCUUGACGCCUGCCAGUGGGUCUUCAUAUUGGUAUACGAUGCUUGGCUGCACCAAGGCUACCAAUGUCUAUGGCGGCAUUGGGAUGACGAUCCAGGCACCCAAGGGAACGACAUUGACCGUUGAACUACAAACAUCGACGACUUGUUCCUCGGACAAUCCAACACUCAAUGAUCUUCUAUCGACCGAUCUAGGAUGGACUUUUGAUGGAACCGAGAAAUACUAUACUAUUCCGUUUUCCAAAUUUCCUGGGCUCGACACUGAUCAUAUCCUGACACUCCUUUUCUCGGGAAUCAGCAAGCCGAUCACACUUGGGCCAAUUGCCUUUUAUUGUGGGACCACCGGUACUGCAUAUCCAGUACCUACCACUGUCCCUGUGGUCGAACCAACCGCUACUGUGCCAGCAACUACGGGACCAUCAGCUUUUAUCAUCGACACUUUUGGUAAUGCAGAUUCAAACAACCUCGGUUUUUAUCAUGGAGGUGACGAUGCCACGGCGUUCAAACAGUCCAGUGGAAAGAUAACAAUCAACACCAAGGGCAACUCGGACCUGUCCUGGUAUACUCAAAUAUCAAAUGGAUGCAGCGACUUUACAUCAAAUGACAAGAGCUACUUGCACAUCGCAUAUACAGGGAGCAACGCAUUCACAGUAGCGCUCCAGCAACAUAACCCAACUUGUAAUGAAAGCAUGAGUCCGUACCCAUAUACCUGGGAUUCGGUCGAAGCAUCACGAUAUUCCAACAGUGCGAAGACAGAUAUCUACGUUCCGAUUUCCCACUUCAAUAUUGAUCGGACCAAGUCCGUUGGCUUUGCACUCAAAGGUUUCUAUACCAGCACGUCGACAGUAGUCUCGAAGAUUGAAAUUGUCAAGACCGUCCCAGGCGGCUUUUUGGUCCCCAGCAAACUCAGCACUGCACCAUUUAUCUUCGCCUGUACACGCCCCAAUUCUUUCGCCUUCGCCAUUGACGAUGGGGACCCACAAUAUGCCCAGCGGGUUGUAUCUACAGUCGCUGCGGCUGGCAUCAAAGUGACUUUUUUCACUGUGGGCGCUGCGCUGCUUGACACAAGCACAAAUUUAACCAACGUUUACAAAGGCAUGCUCGCACAAGGGCACCAAGUAGCCUAUCACUCUUAUACCCACCCACCUUUGGAAGGACUCCCGUCCCUCGCCGCCAUCGACUGGGAAAUCAACAACGAUAUUGCAGCAGUCUCUCAAACCCUAGGCAUUACCUCAAAUUACUUCCGGCCACCCUUUGGCACCGAAGGCGCGCGUAUCCGCCAACGUCUCGCGGCUACUAUUCCCCAAGCCAAAUUCGUGGGAUGGAGUGUCGAUGUGCAGGAUUGGCUAUGGGCGUUGAGUCCCACCCCUGAGAAGCAGCUGGAGAACUUCCAGAGUGAUGUUAAUAAGGGGGGAAAUCUGGUGGUGAUGCAUUAUUUAUAUGAUAGCACGGUGAACUACCUGCCACAAUUCAUACAAAUUGCUCGGGCAACAGGGAAGCAGUUAAUGAGGGUUGAUCAGUGUCUGGAGGACCCGAAUGCGCCCCCCUUGUGA